AUGAUUGAUCACGGACCAGUUUUAAGUAAUAAAAAAUUAUUAGUUAUUGCUAAAUCUUCACCACCGGUGAUCAUCAAUGAUUAUCACGCCUCACAAGAAACAACUGAUCCAAAUAACUCUGCCAAUCAAGAGAAUUUAAGCCCACAGGACUUGAAUCAGAGUACAUCUACAAACGAUCCUGCUCCUCCAGAAUUAAAAUAUUUCAGUGAUCCGUCAUUUCUAAAUCAAAAGAAUUUAGAUUCUCAAAAUUUGAAUCAGAGUACAGCUGCGAAUCCGAGAAUAACCCCGGGUUAUCCUGGGAGCAAUGAUCUUCAAGAUAUACAUGGAAAUCUUUCUUCAAUUACAUCUACAUUAAGAAACUUUAAAGGUAAUGAUCAAGACGGUAAUCGUUCUUCAGCUCCCUCCGAAUCAAUAUAUUCAAGUGCUCCCCAAAAAUCAAACGAGAGUACAGCAACAGGCUAUCCCGGAGGCUAUUAUCAAGAUAUGCAGGGCAACCAAGGAAAUUUAAAUUCAAAUCUGAGCUCAACUCCAGGUUAUCCUAAAGGCUAUGAUCAAGAUGCAUCAAUAAAAUAUUCUAAUGUUUCAUCAUUUGUCAAUCAAGUGAAUUUAGAUCCCCAAAACGUGAAUAAGAGCACAGACCAUUCUAGGGACUAUAAUCAUUCUAAUGCUCCAUCCAAAUUAAAAAAAUCUAGUGCUUCAUCACCUGAAGCAAAUAUUAUUCCUCAACAAACCCCAAAUCAAAAAAAAGAGUUAUUUUCCGUACCACCUGGACAAUUUUUACCAGAUAAUAAACCAUCUGCUCGCCGUGAUCGUAACCGAUCCCCUAAUUCCAAAGUUCAGAAACAUUCAAAGAAAUCAACAUUGAAUGAAUCCAGCACCGUUUCUGCUCAGAAACGGAUACCUCCUGUGAAUUCUCCUCUUGAGAAUGAAACCAAUUUCGAUGCUCCUAGUAACAAAACUAAUUUCGAUGCUCUUAGAAACCAAACUAAUUUCGAUGCUUCUCUUAGAAACCAAACUAGUUUUGAUACUUCUCCUAGAAACCAACCUAAUUUUGAUGAUGCUCCUAGAAACCAACCUAAUUUCGAUGUUAAUAGAAACCGAACCAAAUUCGAUGCUUCUCCUAGAAACCAAACUAAUUUUAAUGUUCCUAGAAAUCAUACCAAUUUCGAUGCUCCUAGAAAUCAACCUAAUUUCGGCGCUCCUCUUAUCAAUCAAACUAAUUUCGAUGCUUCUCCUAGAAACCAAACUAAUUUCGAUAUUCCUAUAAAUCAAACCAAUUUCGGUGUUCCUCUUAGAAACCAAAACAAUUUCGGUGCACCUCCUGGAAAUCAAACCAAUUUCGAUGCUCCUUCUAGGAAUCAAACCAAUUUCGGAGCUCCUCUUAGAAACCAAAACAAUUUCGGUGCACCUCCUGGAAAUCAAACCGAUUUCAAACCUUUUCCUGAGAAUCAAACCAACUUCAAUUUUCCGCCUGGAAGUCAAACCAAUUUCGGUUUUCCACCCGGAGCUUUUCCCGAAGAUCAAAACAACUUUAACAACUUUGAUGCCUUUCCUGAAAAUCAAAACAACUUUGAUUCUUUUUCUGGAAAUCAAUUCAACUUCGAUGCACCCACUCACAAUUUUCUUAAUGUGGACACUUCUACCGAAUCUCAAUUCGAAAAUUCUUUCGUUCAUACUGACCAAACUGACCAACCAAUGGAACUGCCCGAUCUUAGUCAAUUAAUGAAUGAUAAUACUUUUUCCAAUAAUAAAAGUGGAAAGUUCGUUCCAAAUUUUCAAGGAGAUUCACCAAACUUCUUUAUGAAUGAAGAUAUGAGCACCCCGGAGAAAUUCUCUUCCUCGAGUUUUGGCGGACCAUCACAAUCGACUUACAGUGAUCAAGAAUCAGAUGUUUCCGAUGAUUUUGAAUCAUCACCUAAGAAAAAUCAAUCGCGACAGCACCAACAAAUACUUUCAGUUAUUACUAAACAUAAAUAUUAUCAUGCUGCAACUUCUGCUUUUGAAAGUAGAAAUAAACCAUCUCUUCGACCUGGUAUUUAUUUAUUGGUAAUGAAUCCUGAAGUGAUCCUUCCAGAAAUUUUAAAAAAGAAUCUUGUAAAGAAAGAACAUAAAAAUAUCCCAUUAAGUCCAAUGGUCGUUGAAUCAACUAAUAAGCAAGCCUUUAUUACCCGCGAGAUUAUUAAAUCUGCGGUCACCAUGGAUAGAUUUUAUUUUACUGUUCAGAUUUCAUCGCUCUAUGAUGAACUUAGAAAAAAGCUUAAGGAUAAGGCAUUACGCAUUAGUCAUGGCAUAAAUAUGGAAAAUUUGAAAAUAUUGGUAAUAAAUGGAUUAAAUAUGGAAGAUGAACUUUUAGGACCAAUGAAUUCAGCUAUUGAAGCAGCAAAAAAAGAAAGUCAUUUAAAAAAAGAACGGGAAGUGAACGCUUUGAAAAAUGAUGGCGAAUUAAUUAAGGCUAAAGCAUAUAAAUUAUUGCGAUAUUUAUACGGAAUGUUCGAAUCUCAAUUUCUUUCUAAUUCAUCGGAUCAAUCUGAUUCUUCAGAUGAGGGUGAUGAAAAGUCUUUAAAUCUGGAACAAUUUGAUAAAAAUUAUCCAGGAAUGUCAAAGAAACUUUUUCAAACAGAAAAUCAAAGAACAUUUGAGAGAUUCGUGUAUGAUGCCUUCAUAGAAGCAAUCGAAAGUCCAGAAAAUAACUGCUUUACAAUAUACAGUACAUUUUCUGAAAGAAUUGAAAAAGGGAGCAGUUCAUAUUUUUUCUCAUACUUUAAUCUUAACAAAAUUAAAAGUCUGUUUACUAAUACUAAUGUAAACAAAAUGUAUGAACAAGCAAUUAAUAUUGCAAAGAAUACCCAAGAUCAGAAGUUGAUACAUGAUCUCCUAAAUGACAACUUUUUUGGUAAAUAUGAUGAUAUUAAAAAACGGCUUGUCAGCUUAUUUUACGUUGAAUAUUCAAAAUGGAGAAAUGAUACUUUUCCUGGCAAAAUCAAAGAGAUUAUUCCGAAAUUUUCUGAUAGAAUUAAAGAAAUUACAAGUAAAUUCGAGGAAGAAUUUAAUUUAGAAAAAGGCAGGAUUCUAGAAAAGGAACACGAGAGAAUUAUCAAUCAAAUCGAAAGCAUGUAUACAACGGGACGUAUAUUUAGAAUAAACAACAUUAUUUGUGAAAAGUCCACUGAAAAUGCCGAAAAUACAGAAAAUGAUGAUUUCGAUCUUUCAUCUGAUGAAGAAAAUGAAAAAGAAGUAUUACGUGCCUAUGUGUAUUUUUGUUCAAAUUUUGGACAAGAAGCAAGUAAAAUUAUUGAAUUGCCCCCAGAAUUUCAAAAUUUAGAAUGUCUACAAUUCUCGUUUAUGAAUAAACAUCAAAUGCAUUUGAUUUCACUUGAUUUCGAAAAAAGACUCUUUUAUUCAUCAAUUGUCAAAAUUACCCUUGAAAAAACGCAGUAUAGAUUCCAACAAAGAAAAAAGAAGAAUCCUCUGGGGAGAGUUAAACUCGCGUUAGCAAAAAAUAAUUAUUCGUUGAUUAAAGGAAGCAAUACUCACUUUAAACGAGAUAUUAAAGUUAACGAGAAUAUUGUAUUGAUGGGAGAAAGAUAUUGUAUUCUAGAAGUUAUUUCCGACACUGAGUUAAAAAUAGUUGGCACUUUUCGACCUAUCGAAUCUACUUGGAUUGAUUUUCAAAUAGAACCCAAAACCAAGCUUAAUGGGUUUAUUGAAACAUAUAGAUUAAUGUAUGAAAAAUAUCCUAUUGAUGGUUGCGUGGAUGGUGGCCAAGUCAGACCUCUAAAUUUACGAGUCGUUUUAGAUAUAUCAGAUGAAGAUGAAAUUGAGAAAUAUCAAGAAAAUUUUGAAGAAUAUAUCACAGAAAUGUUUGUUGAGUUAAGACGCACUACCAAAAAACCAGCAACAAUGCUUAAAAAGUUUAAAACUUACAUGUCUUUGAUGUUUCAAAGAUUUCAGGAUGGAGCUUUAUUGUUAAAUGAUCCUAAAUUGUUUCAGGCUAAACUCUGUAUUAUAAUUAAAGAUGUUCCAUCUCAAGAUAAGGAUGAUAUCGUUAGAGAAUUUACUUUGCGAUUUAAUAGUUUGGUGGCUCAGGAAGCUGAAGACAAUUUCAUAACAAAAAUGUACCCAAGUGGAUUGGUUAUUUUACCCUGGGCUCUAUUCUCAGAUGCUGCGUAUAAGAAUCUAAAAGAUGUAAAAAGAAUGCUUGAUAAACAAGAUGCAAGAUAUGAAAAUGCUCGUACAUUUUUGCAGAAUAUUAAAGUCAUUAUGGCUAAAUUGAAGAUUUGCGAUUGGGGAUCAUUAGAUGAGAACUUGGUACAAAUUCGAGUAGCUAACCUUAGAAGAUUUAUUCCAACGGCAAUAUCUCUUGGAAUAGAACAAAAAGAUCCUACAAAAGAGCUAUUAACAAAUUAUGAUACAGGACUUGAAAUUGAGAAUCCUACGGUUCUUAUAUCUGCAAUUAUUGAAGAUUAUGAUCAAUCUACAGAAUUACUUUAUGACUCAGAUCUUUUACUUUAUGAUGAGGAAUCCAACUUCCUUGACCUUUCUAAAGAUCUGAGAUUGUAUUUUGAAGAGAAGAUUCAGCCUAGAGUCGAUUCAACAAAUGAUUCUGAAUGGUUUGCAAAUUUUGAGAAAUUCAUCAAAUAUAUAACCGAAAGAAGAGUUUAUCGAGUACAAGAAUGGUUUUCACAAAAUGUCAGUAAAUUUCCACAGGAUAACAGUGACAUUGUGAUUGGACGAUAUUCAUUAGAACAAGAGAUUGGGGGAGAUUACAAAUGUCCAAACCAGUGUAUCAUUCCGUGUGAAGAUGAACAUGACGCUCAUCAUUGUGAAAAUGACAGUGCAUGUCCUAUUCAAUGUCCUAUCCCUGACUGUCCAAGACGUUGUGAAUCUAAUGAUCAUUUUCAUGCUUUUUCCGAACUUUUGGUGAAUCAUUUUUAUUGUGAAGAACCUGGAGUAUGUAAAGUUCUAGUCGAACCUAAGAAGCAAGAAGAUGCUUACCAAGGCUUGGUAUCAACAUUUACAUUUAUAAGGCAUACCCAAGUUAGUGAAAGAUUGAAAUGCAAAAUAAAAAUCCCGCCAAAUUCGUUCGAGCACGCAGGAAAACAUUCUCAUGAUGAAAAUACGAGUGUGCAUUGUUGCGAUGUACAGUGUACGUUACCAUACGGUCAUACGCAACCAUUGCACGAAACGUCACAUGGAAAUAUGAUCCAAACUGUAUUUACUUCAAACGAUGAUAAAGAAUUUGAAUAUGGUGGUCAUAAAUUGAAGUCGGGAGAUCAGGGUACAUUUGUUAUGUGUAAUCUGCACUGUAAAGAUGCAGGCCGUCAUAGACAUAUUGAUUAUUGUAAAAACGGGAAUAAUUGUAAAAAUACAAAGAAUUUGCAACAUAUUCAGGGUAAAAUUAAUCCUGAUCCCGAUCAACCCAAGGAUUACAUUUCUCAUCGUUUAUUCUGGGAACGUACAGGAUUCAAAGAACCUUAUUCUGCUCAAGAACAAGCAGAAUUUACUAAAUGUGAUCACGAAUGUAACGAUAAAAAACAUAGAGACCCAGAUUCAUCUGGUGUACCUCCCUCUAAAUCUUAUUGUCAAUUAGAAAUUUUCCAUGAUCCAGUGGAUUCUUCAGCACCCCCUCCAGGAAAUUAUGGUUAUGUCUCAUUGGAUGGACAUCAUUUUAAUUGCGAUAAUCCUGUCACAAGAGAAGCAACGUUUCAUAUUGUUUUAGUUUUGGAUCGAUCUUCAUCGAUGAGUUAUUCAGAUAAAAAACCAAUAAAAGGCGCUAAUCUGCCUGAUCCUGUUUAUCAAAAUUUGGUUCAAAAACAUAAUAAUAGGACUGGUGCAGUCUAUUCUGCGGUUUAUUCGUUUUUAGAAACACGAAUUAGUACUGUUAAAAACAACACUCCGUCAAAUGUUGCCGCUCCUCCUAAAGACAUAGUUUCUUUGAUACUUUUUGAUAGUAGUUCCGAAAUUAUAGUUGAAAACCAAAAAUUGGAUAAUUCUAAUUACUUUAUGCAAGAAAUGCUUAAACAUGGACCGAGAGGUGGGACGAAUUUUGAUAUGGCUAUUCAAAAGGCUGGAGUAGUUAUCGAUAGACAUUUUGAUCCUUUAAAGACAAAUAUUAUUAUUUUCUGUUCUGAUGGAGAAUGUGGUGUUCCCGAAAAUCAAUUAAAGCAAAUUUGUUCGAGAAAUAAACAAAAAGGAUCACCACUUUAUCUUUACACAAUUUUAUUCGGUACCGACGCAUGUAGCACUUCUUUAGAAAGAAUGAAAGACAUUGCUAAAUCUUAUCAUCCAGCAGCCUCAUCAGGUUCAUUAAAAUGCCAAUUCUCUAAAAUAAUGACUGAAGUAAAUUUGGUUAAUCAUUUGACGGGAGUUGCAGAAAGUCUAAGACGACAUAAACCAGCAUUGUUAAAGAAAAAUGUUUAA
Diversispora eburnea is the source of this 6420-nucleotide messenger RNA. NCBI's taxonomy places the organism in Eukaryota, Fungi, Glomeromycota, Glomeromycetes, Diversisporales, Diversisporaceae. The record is from the annotation of a GenBank genome assembly.